Molecule: messenger RNA, 3872 nt
Organism: Saccostrea cuccullata (small rock oyster)
Lineage: Eukaryota; Metazoa; Mollusca; Bivalvia; Ostreida; Ostreidae
Exons: 18
Coding region: 578-3220 (880 amino acids)
Source: RefSeq, a predicted model, not a curated record
UUAUAGUAGUAUAGCUGUGCAUUUUAGCACCAGCCUAAGCACCAUCUCCAUUGCGCAUGCGCCAAAGUUCUGUUACCUUCUACUUUCAUUUUCACUGUGUCGAGGGGAGUGUUUACAUACCUGUAUCUUUAUAUCACGAAUUCACCACUGAUAUAUGUAAUUGAGCUUUAUAUUUUAUGAAAAAGGACGGAUAGAAGCACCCGUGUAUCUCGGCUUCUGCCAUGUUAUUGAUUUGGGUUUCACCGGGCAAACCACGAGCAGACAAAUGCUGUAACAUAGGAAGGGAUUGAUGACCCGUGUAUCCCAGGUUACACAUUGAUGCCAUCCAUAUACCCAUCAUGAAUUUGGUUUCACUGGGAAGUGUGCAUACCACAAGCAGAAAAAAACUGAUUAGUAACUAUAAGGAAGGGGUUGACCCUGUACCCCAUGUAUCUCCAUGCAGUUUGUUCACUUAUGCUAAGUUGGUUUCACCAGGAAGUUGCAUGCAUACCACAAGCAGAAAAAUUUGAUUUGUAACUAAUUAAGAUCAAUAGACAAAAAAGGAUUACAUACUGUUCACAGAAGAUUACAAUCUCAAAUGGAUUCUGAUGAUGUUAAGAAGAAGAGGGUUCAACCUACAGUAGACAAGUGGAGGAAAGGGUUUAUGGUGCAGGGAGAAUGUGGGUUGGACUUCUCAAAACUGCCAGUAAAGAGACGCCACUCGAAGUCUUCAAGUGGUUCAACCAAAAACAAAGUCAGAAAAGCUGGCACAAUUGGUGGAACUUCAACUUACAUCCCUGCGGCAAAUAACCAGCAAAAUGUUGAACAACAAAUCUUAAAUACUGAUGAAAAUCGUGAAGAGCCCCUCAGUGGUGCUGUCCCCUUAAAAUUUGAUGGGGAAAUAACAGAAGAUUGCAAAUUAUAUUUAUUUGCAAUCUUUCAAAGCAGGGGGUGUGUUUUUUUGGACACAGAAUUGGAAGUGUGUGCCCUAAUGGACUGGGAUUCCAAUGAAAAAUCACUAAGUAAAUUCAGAACAAUAAUUGUCCAAAAAAUGCCACACUUGGGAUAUGCCUGCUCUUGUGAUAUAGACAGGCAUACUUUCAUGAACAAAGUUUCAUCUUGCACCUCUGAAGAUGUAGACGAACUGUAUUCAGGAUGUAUACAUGUUGAGGCAGCCAAAGAGUUUUGCAGAAAAUUCAAAGAUCUUUACGGCAUUGAAGAAAAUUCUGAGGAGAUGACUAGUUCAGAGGAUCAUCGUUACAGUGAAGAAAAUUCCUGUACGCAAGAAAAAACACUUUGUCAGAAGUUGAACUGGGGAAUGGAGAAAACAUAUGCCAUCAGGACAGACAACCUUCAUCCUCCAUAUGCCAUCAUUGGGUUUUCCUAUGGAAAACUUAGAUGCCUCUCUUGUCAGAACAAAUGCAAGCACUUACAGGAAUUAGAAAAAAUAUUCCAGGAUGCAGACUUUUUUGACAAUUCUGAUAUGUUCGAACUAUUUUCAGAAUUGUCAAAAACACCAGAGGCAUCUAAUAUAUAUUCAUUAAAAACCCUUUCCAGCUCUGCAAUUUCUUUUACGUUAACAACAGCACAAAAAGAGAAUUUUUGUAAGAACAUUGCAGAUAUCUUUAUUGAAGAAGAUGGGGUACUUCAAGUCAUUCCGACAGAAAUCUCCUGUUGUCAACAUUGUAGUGCCUCAUCCGAUCAAGGGAAUUUAGUUCCCAUGAAAGAGAUAUCAUGGAUUGUCUCAAGAUAUGGAUUCAGGGAAGCUCAAUGUUUUCAUCAAUGUUGUUCAACUUGUGGAAAUCUUAUGCCAUAUGAUGGCCAGGGUAAUUGCCUGCUGAACAUGGGAAGAUUUCUUGUUCAUUAUGAAGUGCUCAGAGACUAUAUGUUCCAGUUUUUUCAUUCAAGAUCGACACUCUCAGCAUUUUAUAAAACAAUGUCAUGUCAUCAAGAAGAUGUGGGAAAUCAAAAUUUUACUACUUCAUUUUUGUAUUCCCAUUUUCGAUGGAGUUGGUAUUGUUUCAUGAGAUUACUAGACAUUGAAUAUAGCAGAGCAUUUGUGUGCAAGGCUCCAUCGUGUGGGAAACAGCCAAAUAUUUUGCUCUUUGAUGGAACAUCUUUGGCCUUUCAAAGAGCAUCUUUGCCAGUUGUUUUUGAAUCUGAAUUGAACAGUGAUGAGCCAAUUUUCAAAAUAUUAAGUAGAUACAAUGACCGAAUGCUAAUCCCAGACAAGACAACAAGGUCUUACCUAAGAUCCUUUGUCAAAAGUGAUGACAUAUCAAGAGAAGAACUGGUAGUUCUGAGGCAGAAGAUUACUGAUGUGUCACCUUGUCUCCUCCCUCUUCUUCCUGAUGCAGAGAUACAUGAUAGGGAAGGUGAAAGAUUCAACUGCAAUCCAGAAUUCAAAGAUUUUCUUCUUCUUCUCUCCUGUGACUCACCACUGUGUGCUACAUUCCAUUAUUCCAACCUUCAUUUAAUUGCUAAAAUUCUUAAACUAAGACCAAAUUCUGAAUUACCAUCAUCUUUGUUAAACCAGCUGCAGCAAAACAUUCCUAUCUUGUUUGAGCUUUUUACCAAUGUUGGAUACCUGACAGAGUCAUUAAUUCCAAUUUUGGACAUUAUUCAAAAGCGUGUUGAGGCUACGUUUACUGGAAAUGUGCAGUCAUCACAGGUUUCAGAUCAAGAAUCUUUGCCACUAGCUUGCUAUCCUUCUCUUCUUGCUGUCCGCAAGAGGGGUAGAUAUGAAGCUGACACCAGAAAACCACUUGGAUCAUGUAGGAAAACGGGAGCACGACAUCCCUCAUUGCUACCUGGGAUUUUUACAGUAUUUUGUCCUCAUGGUGUAUGCUAUGGUUUUGAAGUAAUGGUGACAGCUGAGUCUCCAAACGUCCCCUUUACCUUCUUGAAGACAAGAUUUGAACAACCCCCCGAAAUUGUCAUUUAUGACAAUGCAUGCAACCUAUUUCAAUAUGCACUGAAUCGGGAUCCUGCAUAUUUCAAAGAUACAAGAUUCCUCAUUGACAGUUUGCAUUGGCCAAAUCACAAAAAAUGUGCAGCGGGGUAUGAAGCUCGCAGCUAUCCAAGAUUGAAAGGGAUUAAUACUCAAAUUGUAGAGCAGAACAACGCGAAAAUCAGAAAAUUAAAGAGCUCCCUGUCUUACAUGAAACCAGAGAAUUUCAUGGAUACAUUGAAAUUAUUCCUGUGGUACAACAAUGAACAAAUCAACAAGAAAUAUAGUUAAAUGUGCUGGGGUAAAUGCCAGGUUAUGCAGCAGUUAUUUAUUAACAAAUAUGUAUAUUAUUUUGAACUCUUAUUUGAAGUUUUCUUUGCAUGAUAUUUAUGUGAUAUUCAUGUAAAAUUCAUAUGAAAUUCAUGACAAAUUCAUGAAGUUUUCACAUAAAUUUUCUGUCUUGUUUUUUUGUCUUUUUCAUAUGAAGAAUUCACAUGAAAUUUAUAUGAGCCACUUUUGCCUUUGUAGACCAUGAAGAAUUGUGCAAAAACAUCUUGCAUGCUGUUGCCCCUCUGUCAAAAUAAUUUAUUUUUUGUUUUGUUCUUUUCUGCCAUAUGAUUUGCUAUCUUGACUAUAUGCCAACAGGAGAUGUAAAUAAAUUGAAAAACUUUUGAUAAAGUUGUAUGGAAAACAUGACAUAAUAUGUUUAACAGAAAAACAGUUAAAAGCCUCAAUAAACUCCAAUUUUCCCAAUCUUGUGUGCAUAUUUCAAAACAAUUUUUUAAAAUUUACAUAUAUAAAGAAUGCAGGAAAACAAGCACAAAGUUUAUAUAAUGUGUACACCACUAGCACCAAAAGGAUGUCUUAUGAUGUAGCCUAGAUAUAUUUAAUGCUUAGUAUCCUAAAACCAAAAUAUAUUUCAACACUAGCACCACACAUAUAC